This is a messenger RNA of Pleurotus ostreatus (oyster mushroom), 822 nucleotides long. RefSeq lists its product as uncharacterized. The coding region runs from base 1 to 822 and encodes 273 amino acids. The record is from RefSeq and is a predicted model, not a curated record. The transcript has 4 exons. NCBI's taxonomy places the organism in Eukaryota, Fungi, Basidiomycota, Agaricomycetes, Agaricales, Pleurotaceae.
AUGGCCUCCCUUCAGUUGAACCCUGCCCCCUCACCUUGGGGCUGCCAGAAAAAGCUACCUACUACCAAACUAGAACGUUAUUAUCUCGACGAUACUGAUAUGACUCAACACUACUCGAUCUGCGACCUUAAACUUCUUACCUCCCACAAAAACACAGCUGUUUACAAGGGAACACUAACGCUGCCCGAUAAAGCAGGCGCCGUGAGUGUAGUGGUCAAGACAGACUUCUUCGCCGAAUCUCCUCGACCCAGCGCCUUCGAGCAUGAGGCCGACAUGUACGAGCUUCAUCUAUGGGACCUUCAAGACAAAGCAAUACCGCACUGUUAUGGUCUCUUCCAGUAUGGCGGAGAGGAUGGCAAAGUCUCCUCUUUCCUUGUCCUCGGUGACUGUGGUACGCCAAUAGAGGAUCCCCGUAAUUUCACAGACUCAUACAAAUCAAAAGUUAUCGAUGCCGUGUAUUUCAUUCACUUCGCAGGUUUCACGCACGGAGACCUUUCUUACCACAAUAUCCUGAACAAAGACGGUUGCCCUUUCAUCAUCGACUUCGAAACGGCUAAGCCACACGUAUGUGGAAUGAAAGAAAAGGUAUUCAUUGUGCGGGCUUGGGCAGAUGUGGAUGUCAAGUUGGAGGGUGUCUACACGUUCCUGAGAAUGGACCUUCGCCGCGGAAACAUAGAUUAUCUGCUAUCCCGCCUCGCCCAUUACACUGACAACGCCAGCGUAUAUCGCCCGUACGUGGAAGAGUUGGUAGAGCAAGUUGAAGCUGAACGAGAGCACUAUCGCAACAUGCCCCAAGAAAGGCGCCUCAUUGUGCCCGAGUAA